Molecule: messenger RNA, 1306 nt
Organism: Ictalurus furcatus (blue catfish)
Lineage: Eukaryota; Metazoa; Chordata; Actinopteri; Siluriformes; Ictaluridae
Product: DNA damage-inducible transcript 4-like protein
Exons: 3
Coding region: 277-876 (199 amino acids)
Biological process (GO): negative regulation of signal transduction
Cellular component (GO): cytoplasm
Source: RefSeq, a predicted model, not a curated record
GCGUGGACACUGGCCAAUCAGAUCACCCGACUGCGGCACGCGCUGGUAACUGCUGUCCCUGGAAUUUGAAGGUCUGUUCUGAUUGGUGGACUGAUUGUGGUCGUUGUCCACGGAAGCCCAUAAAUACUGGUAGACUCUUUCUGGGUGUUUAUUUGGUAUGAAUGUUUGAGGUUGCAUGUUUUUGGAGCGUGUAUGCAUGAGUGAAAUAUUUAUAUGAGGACUUUCAUGACUAAUAUAUUUUAACUUAUUUUAUAACGCACUUUAUAAGGCCAAGAAAUGGUUUUCACAAUGGUUGCAACAAGUACACAAAAGAAUAAAAGCUCUGAAUUCAUCUCGGAUUUUGUUGAUGGAGGAUACGAUCAGUCAUGCAUCGACAACGAACUGGACUUCUGGGAGCGCUGCCUGACUGAGCCGUACCUGAGUGCUGAGGCUUGUGAGGAGUGGGCGUGCCAACAGCUGGUGCGUCUGCUUGAGGGCUGCUUAGCACGAGCAAAGACCAGCACUCUGCAUUGCACAAGAGUGUUGGUGCCAGAGACUCUGACCCGGCGGGUGGCACGAGAUGUUUUGAGGCUAGCAGCAGGUGAACCCUGUGGGUUACGUGGCUGUGUGCUGGAUGUGCGCCUCGAACUGGAAGAGCAGCGUAAACAGCGGCGCUGCGCAAAGCUCGAACGGUUGGUUUGUGAUGCCAGCAUGGUGCCCACCUUUGAGCUGACACUAGUCUUCAAACAAGAUGGCAGCAGCUGGAUGAACUUGCGGGACUUCCUGCGUAUUGGUACGUGCUUUUCACGUCGCACGCUCAAGCUCGGCCCUGGCUUCCGGCUCGUUAAGAAGAAGCUCUACUCGUCAGCGGCUGGUACCGUAGUUGAGGAGUGCUAAGCUGCUGGGCUGGGGUUUAAUGGUACAGUGCACUUCAACACUUCAGGAUGUGAAUGUACAGAGCUGCCUUUUGAACGGCUCUUUUAUUAAUUUUUCCCCCCUGCACUUUUUAUACUAUUAAUGUGAACUAGUUCAGUAGCUUCACUGUAUGUUCUGUUUUGGGGGUGGUGGAUUAACACAGUUAGCCAUUUGAAAUGUUUGAGUUUAAUGUCUCUUGUCAUAGGAUGUUGUGCCCAUAAUUGUGCUGUCUGUUAUUCAUAUUUUCAGUUAUUUCCUAGUGCACAAAUGUUGUGCCAUAAAUUCUUGCUGAUUAUUACUAGUAUGCAACCAACACCUUAAUAUUAAAAGGGACUUGCACGGCUUCAUAUCAAAUAUGUGGGAGAGGGGCAUUUUUCUGAAAGUAUUGUGCUUUCUGCAGAGUGUCUGUUUG